Messenger RNA from Branchiostoma floridae (Florida lancelet), 3435 nucleotides. RefSeq names its product DNA topoisomerase 3-beta-1-like. Bases 96 to 2672 code for a protein of 858 amino acids. Gene Ontology annotation, cellular component: nucleus. The record is from RefSeq and is a predicted model, not a curated record. Lineage: Eukaryota; Metazoa; Chordata; Leptocardii; Amphioxiformes; Branchiostomatidae. Gene Ontology annotation, molecular function: DNA topoisomerase type I (single strand cut, ATP-independent) activity; DNA binding. The transcript is spliced from 19 exons. Gene Ontology annotation, biological process: DNA topological change.
UUUCCAACAUGGCUGCGCCCUGGUAGUUUGGAGGCGGGUUUCGAAGGUUUUCUUUUUAAAAGUCUCCCGAGAGAGGAGCUUUCGCGUAAGGAAUCAUGAGGACUGUACUGAUGGUGGCGGAGAAGCCGUCCCUGGCCCAGUCUAUCGCCCAGAUCCUCUCCGGCGGCAGUCUCAAGUCCAGGAAGGGAAUCAAUGGGGCCUGCUCCGUGCACGAAUACACAGGAAAGUUCCAUGGGGAGUCGGUGAAGUUCAAGAUGACGUCCGUGUGCGGUCAUGUGAUGUCACUAGACUUCCAGGGUGUAUACAACAACUGGGACAGGGUGGAUCCGGCUGAUCUCUUCAGAGCACCAACCAACAAGAAGGAAGCUAACCCCAACCUAAAAAUGCCAAAGUUUCUUGAGCUAGAGGGGAGAGGAGCAGACAUCCUGGUCCUGUGGCUGGACUGUGACAAGGAGGGGGAGAACAUCUGUUUUGAGGUCAUUGAUGCCGUCAGGCCGAGUAUGAACAGGCCCAGGGGCAGGGAACAGUACAUCUACCGCAGCAAGUUCAGCGCCAUCACGGAGACGGACAUCCGCGGCGCCAUGAUGCGGCUGGGGGAGCCCAACGAGAACGAGGCCAUGUCGGUGGACGCCCGGCAGGAGCUGGACCUCCGGAUCGGCUGUGCGUUCACCAGGUUCCAGACCAAGUUCUUCCAGGGGAAGUACGGUGACCUUGACAGCAGCCUGAUCUCCUUCGGCCCGUGCCAGACCCCCACCCUGGGGUUCUGUGUGGACAGACACGACCAGAUACAGUCCUUCAAACCUGAGACCUACUGGGUCAUUCAGACACAGGUGAGUGGUAAGAACAACUCUCCCCUCUGGCUGGACUGGGACAGAGUCAGACUGUUUGACAGAGAAGUGGCCCAGACUUUCCUCAACAUUGUCAAGGGGGCCAAGGAAGCAAAAGUUGUGAGUGUGACUAAGAAAGAGAAGGCCAAGCAGCGCCCCAUCGCGCUGAACACUGUAGAGUUACUGCGUGUAGCGAGCUCGUCGCUCGGGAUGGCUCCCCAACACACCAUGCAGGUGGCAGAGAGACUCUACACACAGGGCUACAUCAGUUACCCACGUACGGAGACUACUCACUAUCCGGAGAACUUUGAUCUUAAGGGUACCCUGAGACAGCAGACAGGCAACUCUUCCUGGGGACCAAUAGUCCGAGAAUUGUUGGACAAAGGCAUGCAGAAACCAAGGAAGGGUAGUGAUGCAGGAGACCACCCUCCCAUCACGCCCAUGAGGUCUGCCACAGAGUCGGAGCUCGGCGGGGAGGGCUGGAGGGUGUAUGAGUACAUCACCAGUCACUUCAUCGCUACGGUGUCAAAAGACUGUAAGUACCUGCAGACCACAGUGAAGUUUGACGUGGCUGGAGAGAGCUUCAGCGUGACGGGGAAGACUCUGAUUGACGCAGGCUACACGGCAGUCAUGCACUGGCAGGGCAUCUCAGCUGAGGAGAGUGUGCCGCACUUCGACAAGGGGGAUGUCUGCACUGUUAACGAGGUGAAACUAGCUGAGAAACAGACGAGUCCCCCAGACUACCUAACAGAGGCAGAGCUGAUCAGUUUGAUGGAGAAACAUGGCAUCGGUACAGACGCCAGCAUACCUGUCCACAUCAACAACAUCUGCCAGAGGAACUACGUGACGGUGGGAGGGGGGCGGAAACUGAUCCCCACUCCGCUGGGCAUCGUACUGGUGCACGGAUAUCAGAAGAUUGACCCAGAGCUUGUGCUGCCCCACAUGCGGUCAGCAGUGGAGACCCAGCUAAACCUGAUCGCCCAGGGGAAGGCGAACUACAACGCCGUCUUGCAGCACGCCCUGGACAUCUUCCGGCUCAAGUUUCACUACUUCGUGGACUCGGUCUCGGACAUGGACCAGCUGUUCGAGGUGACUUUCUCACCGCUGGCAGCCAGCGGGAAGCCUCUGUCAAGAUGUGGGAAGUGCCGCAGGUUCAUGAAGUACGUCCAGGCCAAGCCCAGCCGCCUGCACUGCGCCACGUGUGACGAGACCUACAACCUCCCGCAGGGCGGGACCGUCAAGCUGUACAAGGAGAUCAAGUGUCCUCUGGACGACUUCGAGCUGGUGCUGUUCUCCACAGGGUCAAAGGGCAAGACCUACCCCCUGUGCCCCUACUGCUUCAACCACCCCCCCUUCCCAGACAUGAAGAAGGCUAUGGGGUGUAACCAGUGCACACACCCCACCUGCACCCACUCCCUCAUCAACAAUGGAGUGGCCCAGUGUGUGGAGUGUGAGGAUGGGGUGCUCGUCAUGGACCAGACGUCAGCACCCAAGUGGAAAAUGGCCUGCAACAAGUGUAACGUUGUAAUCAACGUGUUUGAGAACGCCCACAAGGUAAAUGUGUCGGCCUCAGAAGACUGCGAAGAGUGUGGAGCCUCCAUUAUUGAUGUGGACUUCAAUAAGGCCAAGUCACCACUAGAAGGGGGAGAGACACAGCACUCCGGGUGCAUCUUCUGCGACCCCAUCCUCACACCUCUUAUCGAGAAGCACUACGCGGCCACCAGACACCCAAAGUUCAAGGGGGGAGGGGGUCGAGGUCGUGGGCGGGGCCGGGGGAGGGGCAGAGGGCGUGGGAGGGGGAAACCCAAGAACAAGAUGGACCAACUGGCAGCAUACUUUGUGUAAAGCCUCAGUCACACAGUCAAAGAGCUUCCACCAUAUUUAGGUUUUUUAGUUUUGUUUAUUUGUUAUUUUUAGGCACACAGUAUUUCAUGGCCUAUGUACAGAGUGACAAUAGAUUCUCCAAAACUUGCUCGUAGAGAAAACGCCCGAGUGGGACAAGAGCCUAACUGUGUUAUUCCCAGACACCAGGAGGCGAGCUGCAAUGGAAUGUGUCAGCUUACGCCUCCUGACAUCAAAUGUAUUAACAUUGUAUCUGCACAGAGUCAGCUGUUACUGCUGGACCUGUAUUUGUUUAUUUCUCGUUUUAUUUUGUAAAAAUCUUAUUAGUCAUAGUUGCUGAUCACCAUGCAGAAGGUGGCUGAAUGGAAAAAAAGAUCACGAGUAUAUCAAUUUGUGUUUCGAAAUUACGUAUAUAUUACAAAUUUUGUACUUGACAAUAUUUGCUGAUCUAUACUGAAACAUGUAAAUAUAAAGUUUUUCAGUAGUACAUGUGUGGUAGUAUAAUAUAAUUGCAGUGCAAGUCCAGAUACUAAUAGUGCUAACUUAAAGUAUAUUACAAAUUCAUGCCCGACGGCCAACUGAAAGUACAUGUAACAUAUAGUAAUUAUGAGUGAAAAUUGAAUGAUAUCAAGAACUAGUUCCUACAUUAUACUACAUUCUGAAAUAUACGUAGUCUUGGUAGUUAAACCAGUCAGAAUUGCCCUGAGAAUGGUGACAGACGGUCACAGAAACGUCGGAGAAAAUAAAAUUGUGGUUGUUUAAAAGA